Messenger RNA from Sipha flava (yellow sugarcane aphid), 2452 nucleotides. RefSeq names its product myb-like protein Q. The record is from RefSeq and is a predicted model, not a curated record. Lineage: Eukaryota; Metazoa; Arthropoda; Insecta; Hemiptera; Aphididae.
CGCCGCCGUAGUCGUCGUGGCCCGUCGCAACCGGCAGUCGCCCGUCAACGUUCGAACGAGCAACACCCGCGUGCGCACACCUCUCGUCGUCCGCAACACUCGCGCGUUUCGUUUACGUUCCCUUUCGCCGGGGUUUCAAUCAUUUUUUUUUUUUAUUUAAAUCUCAUCUCGCCGUCAGUCGAACCCACGCGUUUUCGUCGACACAGUGCUAAUGUUAUAAUUUUUUUUUUCUUUUUCACUCGACCACUACAAUGCGGUGCGAUAUUUGACGACGUUCCGUCGUGUACUUUUCAUUUUUGUUCUUUCUUUCCCGUCGUAACCCGGUCGCGCGCAAGUUCGUCUUAUGGGUCUCGUCAAAAAAAUGGAAUGGCUCAAGUGGAUACGGAAAUAUUCUGCAGGCAUUCUAGACACGAAAACUGGUAGCAUGGAAACGUUAAUUGAUUCGGCCAGUUCGAAAACCAUCAAUUACGCUUAUGCUUCGUCGGUAAUUGCUGACGAUGAAUUCAUUAACGCCGCCUCACCCCCGCACCAACAGCGGCCGAUGUUGCCUCCACCGACUACUUCACAAGAUUCGCCGUCGCCGCCGCAGCUUCCCAACGACGUGUACGACUGCUGCGUGUCGCUCGACGGAAUACCCAUCAAACACGAGUUUCAGUACACCCUGUCCGACACGGACGGAUACGGGAAAAUUACCCAACACGAUGUCGAAGGACUGGCUUUGAAAAUACUCGAGUCCAUGUACGGGACGACGUUGAAGUUCUCGUCCCGAGGUCAGCGAACUGUCAAAGUGACGCUUAACGUCAGGCAGUCGUUGGCGGAGUACAACGCGGCCGCGGCGGCCAACGCGUCACCGAUCCGGGGCCAUCAUCUGCAGCCGACCGUCCGAGAGCGAAAGAGCAAAACGGAGAGCAGAUCGCGGCGUGAUGACCGCAGGACCGCGGACGAUUACGAUCCCGUGCAGGACCCCGAGUACCAGGAGUACGGCGCUAAGGGAUCGCCGCACCAAAGGAUCAAAUCAGGCGCGCAGCGAUACAGGCGCGAUCAACUGGUCGAAAUGGUGCAGAGGAGUCUGGCGGAAAACUUGAGUUUCCAAAAUCUAAGGAAAUCAACAAAGCCGGAAGGCUAUCACAGGCCGCGGACGAAGCGCCGUCAGUCCAGCAACUACAACGUAGGAGAGCAGCUACAAUCUUCAGCCGUCAAGCCGAAAACGCCAGUCAAGGAGGUGGCGUGGAGCCCGUACGACUUCGAAACGGUCGCGCACAUUCCGUCACCGCAUCACCACCGGCAGCACUACCACCAGCAGCAUCAGCAGAAACACGAGUAUCUCAAGAACGUUAUAUACAGAGGGCAGCCGUUAUACGGGGAAAGGGUCCAUCCGCAGCUGUCGUCGGCCGAAAAACACCACGUGCAGGUCAAGUUGUCCGGGGUCGGUGUCUCCCGGCAUCAAAACCGAGUAGCUACUGCCGCUGUGGUCAGCAGCAACCAGCAGCACCAACAGCAGCAGCAGCAGCAGCAUCAACCGAAAGAUUCGGUGACCCAAGAACAAACCAAAAAUAUUGAUCACCAGCGCUACAAACGCGCCAAACUGGCGUCCAAGAAGAUUCAUCAUCAUAUCCACGAACACCAUCAUUAUCAUCAUUAUGACUAUUACAUCGUCUGAAGUCUUUACGACAUACUGCAGCAUGUAGGAGAGGAAAAAAUCGUUAAUUUUUUUCUCCUUCUAAUAUUGUAACAAUACGUUCUGUACAAAGCAGUUUGUGUAUUUUACAAACAUGUUCAACUCUCCCUCCCUCCUCUCACCCCAUGCAUGGUACCGACUGGUUCAGUGAAAUCGAAAACGAUAUACGUUGUCCAACAAAGAGUGUAACUUGCACUUACUUAAUGUUAUGUCCCGGGAUCCCUCGUUCCGAUUUCUUGAAUUUCAAGUAAAACUAUAUUGUGCGUUGAAAAUAUAUGGACGAAAAAAAAUUGUUUUCGAUUGCACCUGUUAUCGGCGCAACGCUGCCUAUAAUUUAUUAUUAUUAUUCUUUUUAAUUAUUUUUGUAAUUAUUAUUAUUAUUAUUAUUUUUUUUUUUAAACUCAUUUGUUCAAUAUGCGCCCUGUAAAAGGAUUUAAUGAGUCUACGAAGUUUGAUUUAUGCGUGUACACCGCCCACCCGUAGUGCGUGUCUUUAACGCUCCAAAUCAAAUGUGCCCCAAUUUCGUGUUCCAUUAGAAAUCGUCAUCUCAAAAUAAAAUACCGCGUGAACAAAGAUUCUUCUGUGUUCUCUGCCGAAUCCUCACAGCAACGUCCCUCCCUCGAACGGGUAACGUCAUAUGUAAUCAAACUUUGAGCCAUAUAAUUAUCUGAAGUAUUUUGUGAAUGUGUUUAACAGCCCUAAGUUCCUUUUUUUUUAUUUAUAUGUAUACUAUCGUACUGUAUUUUUUUCAUAAUAUAAGUUUUUAAUCGAUCA